Molecule: messenger RNA, 886 nt
Organism: Prunus avium (sweet cherry)
Lineage: Eukaryota; Viridiplantae; Streptophyta; Magnoliopsida; Rosales; Rosaceae
Source: RefSeq, a predicted model, not a curated record
CAAUUCCUUUUAUGUUUUAACUGUUUUUCCUUCCAUAGGUUCCCAUGAAAAUAUUGUUGGAUACUACUCGUCUUGGUUUGAAAAUGAGCAGCUCUACAUUCAGAUGGAAUUAUGCGAUCACAGCUUAUCCAUCAACAAGUUUUCCCGAACCUUCACAGAGGGAGAAAUUUUGGAAACCUUGUUUCAGAUUGCAAAGGCGUUGCAGUUUAUACACAGGAAGGGAAUAGCUCAUUUAGAUGUAAAACCUGAUAAUAUAUAUGUCAAGAAUGGUGUUUAUAAGCUUGGUGACUUUGGAUGUGCAACUCUACUUGAUAAAAGCCUACCAAUUGAAGAGGGUGAUGCUCGAUAUAUGCCUCAAGAAAUCCUGAAUGAGAAAUAUGACGAUCUUGACAAGGCUGAUAUUUUCUCCUUGGGAGUUGCUAUUUAUGAGCUUAUUAGAGGUUCACCUUUGCCCGAAUCAGGACCUCAAAUUUUAAAUCUUAGGGAGGGAAAAUUGCCACUCCUUCCUGGCCAUUCACUGCAAUUUCAGAACUUACUCAAGGUCAUGUUGGACCCAAAUCCAGUUUGGAGGCCAUCAGCUAAAGAUUUGGUUGAAAAUCCAAUUUUUGACAAGGCCCUGAGAAAGGGACGAGCUUAGGACAACCACGAUUGCCUUUUGUAGAGAUUGGAGUGUUGUAUGCGUCAUUCAUUUGCAUCAGCCGGCCCUGUAAAACAGGCAAAGUGAAAUUCGUGAAUGACAAAUUUUGUAAGUAUAAAUUAUUCCUCUAAACUAUGCACCUAAUUUUCCCAUUUCUUCGGUGCAUAUUUUGUUAAUCUGGAGGAAAUCUGUGUCAUGUACUCACGCUUAUGUGCUGCUGCUAAUGAAGGCCUAAAUUUAUUGCCUGCA